AUGCAGCAAGAGCUCGACCAGGACGGUCACCAGCAGGAAGAGCUAGAUCAGAACGGUCACCAGCAGGAAGAGCUUUAUCAGAACGGUCACCAGCAGGAAGAGCUAGAUCAGAACGGUCACCAGCAUGAAGAGCUAGAUCAGGACGGUCACCAGCAGAAAGAGCUAGAUCAGGACGGUCACCAGCAGGAAGAGCUAGAUCAGGACGGUCACCAGCAGAAAGAGCUAGAUCAGGACGUUCACCAGCAGGAAGAGCUAGAUCAGAACGAUCACCAGCAGGAAGAGCUAGAUCAGAACGGUCACCAGCAGGAAGAGCUAGAUCCGAACGGUCACCAGCAGGAAGAGCUAGAUCAGGACGGUCACCAGCAGGAAGAGCUAGAUCAGGACGGUCACCAGCAGGAAGAGCUAGAUCAGAACGGUCACAGCAGGAAGAGCUAG
Mya arenaria is the source of this 435-nucleotide messenger RNA. Its product is annotated as sex-determining region Y protein-like. The transcript has a single exon. NCBI's taxonomy places the organism in Eukaryota, Metazoa, Mollusca, Bivalvia, Myida, Myidae. The record is from RefSeq and is a predicted model, not a curated record. The coding region runs from base 1 to 435 and encodes 144 amino acids.